Messenger RNA from Ilex paraguariensis (yerba mate), 543 nucleotides. Lineage: Eukaryota; Viridiplantae; Streptophyta; Magnoliopsida; Aquifoliales; Aquifoliaceae. The record is from the annotation of a GenBank genome assembly.
AUGGAUUCAAAGAAGUCUAACAAGAUCAGAGAGAUAGUCAGACUCCAACAGAUCCUCAAGAAGUGGAAGAAGCUCUCCACUGCACCAAAGAACACAACAAACAAGAGCAUCAACAAUUGCGGCACCACCACCACCAACCCCACCCUUAGCACCAGCAAGAGCUUUAAAUUCCUCAAGAAAACACUCUCCUUCUCAGACACCUCGGUUUCGGCGGUGUCGAACGACGUUGUCCCCAAAGGUUCCCUAGCUGUAUGCGUUGGGAAAGAGCUGAAGAGGUUCAUAAUCCCAACUGAAUAUCUGGGUCACCAAGCAUUUGGUAUAUUGCUGAGAGAGGCUGAAGAGGAGUUUGGAUUUCAACAGGAGGGAGUUUUGAAGAUUCCAUGUGAAGUCCCUGUGUUUGAGAAAAUCUUGAAGAUGAUGGAAGAGAAAAGAGAUGUAUUUUUCUUCCAUGACUUCGGGCAUAAUGGAGAAAAUGACAUGGUUGUUUGUUACUCACCAGAUUGUGAGCUAACCCCAUCUCAUCAUACUCAGAUGUGUAGAUGA